Messenger RNA from Portunus trituberculatus (swimming crab), 3428 nucleotides. RefSeq lists its product as uncharacterized. Bases 1 to 2745 code for a protein of 914 amino acids. The record is from RefSeq and is a predicted model, not a curated record. NCBI's taxonomy places the organism in Eukaryota, Metazoa, Arthropoda, Malacostraca, Decapoda, Portunidae. Gene Ontology annotation, molecular function: zinc ion binding; nuclear receptor activity; RNA polymerase II cis-regulatory region sequence-specific DNA binding. Gene Ontology annotation, biological process: negative regulation of transcription by RNA polymerase II; positive regulation of transcription by RNA polymerase II; cell differentiation. The transcript is spliced from 10 exons.
AUGAUCGUGGUGGAUGAGAGAAGAGAGACAGAGGGGCAGGGACAGAAGCAGUCUCCGAAUGUGUCCAGCAGUGUUGUGUGUGUGGGAGAGGAGUUCCCGUCCCAGCAGUGUGUUGCUACGAGUAUGGAACUGCAAGGACAAGCACCAUCACCUCCACCCCCCGCGACCAACACGAGCUCCUCUGGCAAGACAGUGAGGACCUGCAGAGUGUGUGGGGACAAGGCCAAGAGUAUGCAUUUCGGAGGCCUGUCCUGUGACUCCUGCAAAGCCUUCUUCAGGAGAGCAGUCCACAACGACACCUACACCAACUUCACCUGUCCUUAUGAUGGCACCUGCGUCAUCAACAUCACCUCCAGGAAGUGUUGCCAGUACUGCAGAUACCAGAAGUGCCUGAGUAUUGGCAUGGAACGUUCCUGGGUCAUGUCUGAGGAGGACCGCCACCAGAUGAUGAGGCAGCGAGCCGAGAGGAAGGCCAAGGCAGCAGCACAGGACACCACCAGGAGGACACUGAAGGCCGGCCGGAGGGAGCUGGUGCCCUUCGAACCUGACCCAAACACUAUGCUGAGUUACAUGACUGCUACUGAGUGGGAGGAGCUGGAGCAGGCAGUGAGGAACUACCGUCAAGCGUACACAGCCGUCCCUCACAGCCAGUCUGGGGAGGGCUGGGAGGGUGAUGGGACAAGUCUGCAUAUCGUCAGCAUGUUCUCUACUGUUGUGCGUCGAUUUGCUCACUUUGCAAGACUCUUCCGGAGUUUUCUGAGCUGCCCAUUUCAGGACCAGAGUCGACUACUCCGCUAUGGCAUCCUGGAGAUGUCCCUCAUCCGUGGCAUUCAGAGUCUCCACACCAACAGUGAUUGCUGGCCCCACCACCACCACCACACCACAGCCAUCACACCCCAAGCAGCUCCACAGGACACAAAGCAGCUGGUUUCCUCUGAGCUGUAUGAGAUGCAUAUGAAGUUUGUACAAAGCAUGAGGGAGCUUGGUGUGGAUGAACCAGUGCUGCUGCUGCUCCUGCUGGUGGUCCUCUUCAGCAGCGACAGGCCGGGACUCCAGACUGCUGCCACUGCCGCUGUACAGACCCGACAGGACCACUACCUCCUCCUCCUUCGGAAGUACCUCAACUGGCGCCACGGCCCCAAUAACGCCCCCAUCUUGUACCCGCGGCUGCUCCUCAAACUCACUGACCUACGGGAGCUGAAUGACCAACACACUGAGUAUCACCUGAGGAUGGCACGGCAGGAGAUUGUUGAGAUACAGACACAACUUGGCUGUCUCAACCUGAACCAGUAUACAGAGUGGCCCGGUCUCAUCCCAUCACACAGGACCCCCUCAGCCCCUCACAUAGACACCCAAGGAUCCUUACUGGGGGAGGAGGAACAGAUGAACAAGAAUCCUCCAUCCUUCACCCAGACAUUCAAGGAUCACAGUAGUCCUCUCUCCUCCAUCAUCCUUGCAUCCUUAGAUCUGGAGUGUCUUAUAAACAGUCCUACCAUCCAGCGACUCAUCCUGCACCAGUUCCAGAGAUCCGUGGUGAAUGUUCUAGGCCUAGCAGGGCUGCUUCCUGAGACCAGACAACCUCCACCUAACCAGCAGACAGUGACACAAUGCAGCAACCCUUCUCCAUCACCCCAGGACACCUCACAUCCCCAGACCUUUGCUCCUCAGAAGGUUUCACAGCAGGCUCCUACAUUUUCUGUUCAGCAGGGUCCUCCCCUUCAGGUGUCCCAAGUUUCUGAUCUUGCAAGCCACCUGGAAUACCUGACCUGCCCUCCACACCCAGGCCAGGGCACCACACAACAGCAGCAACGGCCACAGGAGCCACAGCAGCAAGCCUUCUACCAACUUGAACAGCAGCUUAUGAGUGGCAUUGCAAAAUCUGGUGGUGAUUUUGAGGAGCAUGGUUAUCAACAGCAACUUCAGCAGCAUCAACAAGCAUUUCAUCAAAACCCACACCAGCAGAUAGCACCCAAACACUCCUUGGUGAUGGAGCAGGAUAACUAUGGUCUGAUUAUCCCUAAAGAAGAACCACUGGGCUCUCCCACCUCACAUGUCACCCACUAUAACCACCCACUGAUGUAUGAUGACCUCCCUUGCCAUUCCCCACUCACCCAGGACUCACUUGAAGCACUUGAGACUCCCAGAAGCUUCUUAGAUGCCCAUGAAGUUGAAAGGUUCCAGCAUAUCCAAGAACCAAGGGAGACGACAAACUUUGAGUCAACGGUUCCACAACUUCAAAAGGUAAUGUCAGGCCAGUUUCCAUAUCACUCUUCACCAAAUAUGAUUCACCCUUCACACACAUCACAUAUACCUAUCCAGCAAAUACCAGGACAGCAAGCACAGUUCAUACCCACACCAGCACACCAUGGCAUACCACAGGGUUUUCAGACACCACCACAACCACACCACACACCAGGAGCACCACACCCUCAGCUCUAUAAUCCUGGGUAUAAUCUGCCGUCUAGUCAAACAUUUAACUUUGAGAGUGAAGUAGAGAGUGGUUGCAUGUCUCCAGAUUCUACUUACCCAGAAGCUGUGUCUUAUUCACCCCUACCACAGCAGCACUUCACAGCACAUGUAGGGUUUGGUGGAGACUCACAGCAUAGAACACCACCAUAUUUCAAUGCAGCCACAGCCACACCAUCACCACCACCACUGCACCAUUUCCAGAGCCAUGCCACACCACAUCAUCUGCAUCACCAUCACCAUCAUUCACAGUUUGGCCAGAAAGUUGCGUCUCUGUGAUAAGUUUGCCUUAGUGUUUCCGUCUUCCAAAGUGAAAACCAAAAGAAUUAGGUUUAGUACUUUUUAUGGAUAAGUUUCUCUCUUUGUUAUGUUUUUUGUUAUGUUGUAAGUCUUCCAAGGUGCAAAAAAAGAAGCACUGUGUAAAUGUAUAUGUGUGUGUAUGUGUAGUGUGUGUAGUGAAUUGAGUUGAGUUACGUACCAAUCCCACCUUGAUUUUAUUUUUAGAGUAUAUUUUAUGUAUAAUUAGUUUUCUCAUAAGGAAGUGUUUUGUAUAUAUUUUUAAGCAAGUGGUAGAGUUUCAGUAAUGUUUAGUGUUGUGUAUGUCACAUUACACCUGCCAUUUUUGUUGCUGCCUUUUUUUUUUAUGAAGUAAUUAAUCCCUUUAGUACCAGGAUGCAUUUUCAUGUUUAUUCUGAUCAAUACUUGGUGAUUUUAUGCAGCUUCAGAAACUUCUGUUGUGAUUAAAAUAGCAAAGACUGCCCAUUAAUCUUUUAACCUGCAUAGAUCCUUCCUAAUGCAAAUACAUUCGUCUUAAUCAUAUCACAAAAAUCGUGGUAAAACUACGUCUCAGUACUGAAGGUGUUAAUAAAUCUGCCAUUGCAAAGAUGUUUAGAGAGAAAGAGAGCAAAACUAGAACACUCAGUAUAUCAAUAUUUGUAGAAGGAAAUACAAACAGCUCCCAA